AUGCAGAACUACGGCCUUGUAAGGCGGGGCGCUGCCAACGCUGUCCUGGAAGCCAUACCCACUCCCAAGCUACAGGACGACUACAUUUUAGUCAAGACCGUCACCAUCGCCCUGAACCCUACGGACUGGACCACUUUGGAGGCGGUUGGCGAUGACGGUACGAUCGUCGGCUGUGACUACGCUGGAAUUGUGGAGGAGGUUGGCAAGGCGGUAAGGAGGCCAUUCAAGAAAGGAGAUCGCAUCGCCGGCUUCGGUCACGGGGGUAACGAUGGCAAUCACGAACAUGGUACCUUCGCCAGGUACAUCGCAGUGAAGGGUGACCUCCAAUUUCACAUACCAGACAAUGUCACUUUUGAAGCUGCAUGCACCGUAGGUGUGGGUGUGAUUACGACCGGGUAUGGUCUUUAUCACGUCCUCAAGCUGCCUCUUCCGGACGCGAUCUCGGAACCCGCCAAUACGCCAAUUCUCAUCUAUGGUGGAAGUACGGCCACCGGUACACUGGCCAUACAAUUCGCCAAAAUGUCUGGCAUGCAGGUCGUCACCGCUUGUUCGCCCAAACAUUUCGAUGUCGUGAAGAGACUAGGGGCGGACCUGGUCUAUGACUAUCACAUGAACAAUGUCGGCGAACAGAUCAGACAAGCCACCAGGGGUCAAUUGAGGGCCGUCUUCGACACCGUUAAUGUGGAGUCCUCUGCGGCCAUCUGUGCGGCGGCCAUCGGGCCAGACGGGGGCUCUUAUUGCAACCUUCUUGGCCUGGAUUGUCCGCGAACAGACGUUACGUCAACCUUCUUCCUGGGAUACUCUGUAUCAGGGGAAUCGUAUAUCUUUGAGGGGGAAAAGUACGACGCUCGUCCGGAAGAUUUCGAGUUUGCCUCCAAGUUUGUACCCACGGCCAAUCGAUUGUGGGCCGAGGGGAAGUGGACGCCUCAUCCUCAGAGACUUGGGGCUGGGGGGUUGCUGGGCGCGAUCAGCGGUAUGCAGGACAUGAAGGCAGGCAGGUAUAGUGGAGAGAAGCUAAUCUAUCGUGUUGACGAGACGAGUUGGCCUCAAGACACCGCCAACCUGAAUACCUAG
Exophiala spinifera is the source of this 1074-nucleotide messenger RNA. RefSeq lists its product as uncharacterized. Gene Ontology annotation, molecular function: oxidoreductase activity, acting on NAD(P)H. The record is from RefSeq and is a predicted model, not a curated record. NCBI's taxonomy places the organism in Eukaryota, Fungi, Ascomycota, Eurotiomycetes, Chaetothyriales, Herpotrichiellaceae. The transcript is spliced from 4 exons. The coding region runs from base 1 to 1074 and encodes 357 amino acids.